Mesorhabditis spiculigera is the source of this 753-nucleotide messenger RNA. The record is from the annotation of a GenBank genome assembly. NCBI's taxonomy places the organism in Eukaryota, Metazoa, Nematoda, Chromadorea, Rhabditida, Rhabditidae.
AUGACGAAGGCCAGGACAGACGACUACCACGGCUACCUCGAGCAUGGUUCCCAGCACCUCUCCAGCUGCGCCUACCACGACGACAGAAUCGAUUACGAAACUCCCUUUGAGCAGCGUGACGACAGCAUCCGUCGGUUCAUCUUCUCUGGCCCCUCGUCAUCCGGAUCAUCUGCCUCGAUGGGAACUUCUGGGCAGCUCAAGCGGUUCGAGCAGUGCUGGCGGCAGUUCAAGCUCGGGCGGAAACGACUACGGAACCGGCCAGACAUCGUUCAUUGGCUCAUCAUCAUCUGGAUCUUCAUCUACGGGGACGACGAGCGGAGGCUGGACAAGCGGAUUCCAAGACUUCGGAGCUGGGCCACGACCAGCACCACUCCUGAGCCAGAGGUCCCAGUCUUGCCUACAGGAACGACAAGCUCAGCCAGAUCGACAUCUACAGCUUCGCCGGAAACCACGACAACUACGCCAACGACCACAGGAGCGACGACGAAGACUACCAGCGAUGCAGUUUCCUCGACAGAUGACUCAACUACAAUCACCAGCUCGGGAAGUUCGCUGACCGGGCCGACGACCUCCACCUCUGCAGCCAUUUCAGCUGGAGCCUCUGACUCAUCCUCCUCAGAAUCCACGAGCUCGGGGUCCACGGCCGCAACGACAGGAACUCCACACACUACUGGCACGCCAUCAACCUCUUGCAGUUUUGUCGAGUGUGACCUCGUCUGGAUCGACCUCUUCUGGAAGCCCUCCGAGCGACAA